GUUUGGAUGAACUAUUUUAAUGUUAAUUUGUUUUAUGGAAUGAGUGUUACCCUUGGCCCUAAAUCUCCAAGACGAUACAGAAAAAGUGUCAGUGGGAUGUCUUUGUGGCUUGACGGCUUUAAGAGAAGUAAUGUUGUUUCUGCAUCUGGUAUACUUGAGUUUGCUUACAGGGAUUUGCAGAAGGCGACUCAGAAUUUCACAACAUUGGUUGGCCAGGGUGCAUAUGGUCCUGUGUACAAAGCUCAGAUGUCAACUGGUGAAAUAGUUGCUGUGAAGGUGCUGGCAAUUGAUAUCAAAGCAAGGGGAGCGAGAAUUUGACACAGAGGUAAUGUCAUAUUUUAAUCAGUGCAGCUUCUUAGCGGCAAUAUAAUCUAUACCAAGGUUCAUCCUUAGAUGUCCUGUGUGGUAGACAAGUUGCUGUCUCUUUUUAUGCUGUAGUUAUUUUGCUGAUUGAUUCUUGAUCUCACCUUCUUUUAUUGCAUGCUCUUGUUUCUCAGGUUAAGCUGUUAGGAAGGUUGCAUCACAGGAACCUCUUGAAUUUGCUUGGAUAUUGUACAGAGAAGGG
Messenger RNA from Chenopodium quinoa (quinoa), 565 nucleotides. RefSeq names its product calcium/calmodulin-regulated receptor-like kinase 1. NCBI's taxonomy places the organism in Eukaryota, Viridiplantae, Streptophyta, Magnoliopsida, Caryophyllales, Amaranthaceae. The coding region runs from base 7 to 318 and encodes 103 amino acids. The record is from RefSeq and is a predicted model, not a curated record. The transcript is spliced from 2 exons.